AUGGCCAAGGUCCGGGAGCUGGAGGACGCCUUUCUGCAAGUUCAUCCUUCGCCCCAACUCUCCCCCGAGACCCAGGAGGAGUGCUGUGUGCAGCUCCUGGACAAGGACUUGCUCGUCUAUCCCGAAGAAAGAGCAUACCUGGCGACCGAAGCGCAGCCUAGGAGCGCACUGGGGAGCCUGGAGAAAGGGGAAGACCCGGAGCUGCUCGGGGGAGUUAAACCAGAAAUGUAUUUAAGCAAUGGUAACUUUUCUUCUGAAGAAGAGGAUGCAGAUAACCACGACAGCGAAACCAAAGCAACCAAUCAACACAUCUCUCAGAAGAAAACCAUCACGCAGAUUAUGAAGGAUAAAAAGAAGCAGACUCAGCUCACGCUGCAAUGGCUUGAAGAAAAUUACAUUGUGUGUGAAGGAGUUUGCUUACCAAGGUGCAUCCUGUAUGCACACUAUUUAGAUUUCUGCAGGAAAGAGAAAUUAGAGCCAGCCUGCGCUGCCACCUUUGGAAAGACAAUUCGCCAGAAAUUUCCCCUCCUAACAACACGGCGGCUUGGAACAAGAGGCCAUUCAAAGUAUCAUUACUAUGGGAUUGGCAUCAAAGAGAGCAGUGCAUAUUACCACUCCGUUUAUUCUGGAAAGGGCCUGACAAGGUUUUCUGGGAGCAAGCUGAAGAAUGAGGGUGGUUUCACUCGUAAGUAUUCACUUAGUUCAAAAACAGGAACACUUCUUCCAGAAUUCCCCAGCGCUCAACACCUUGUGUACCAGGGAUGCAUUUCGAAGGACAAGGUUGAUACACUCAUUAUGAUGUACAAAACUCACUGCCAGUGUAUCCUGGACAAUGCAAUUAAUGGAAACUUUGAGGAGAUCCAGCACUUCUUAUUACACUUUUGGCAAGGAAUGCCUGAUCAUCUUCUUCCUCUACUUGAAAAUCCUGUUAUCAUUGACAUUUUCUGUGUUUGUGACUCAAUUCUUUAUAAGGUUCUUACAGAUGUACUCAUUCCUGCAACAAUGCAAGAAAUGCCUGAAAGUUUAUUAGCAGACAUAAGAAAUUUUGCUAAAAAUUGGGAACAGUGGGUUGUUUCAUCCUUGGAAAACUUGCCAGAAGCCCUAACUGACAAAAAAAUACCCAUUGUGCGAAGAUUCGUAUCUUCUCUGAAACGGCAAACGUCUUUCUUGCAUCUUGCUCAGAUUGCAAGACCAGCUCUCUUUGACCAGCAUGUUGUGAAUUCUAUGGUAUCUGAUAUUGAAAAAGUUGACUUGAAUAGUAUCGGAUCUCAGGCCCUUCUUACCAUUUCUGGUAGCACAGAUGCUGAAUCUGAUAUUUACAGUGAACAUGACUCUAUCAUCGUGUUCCAAGAACUGAAGGAUCUCCUUAAGAAGAAUGCCACGGUGGAGGCUUUUAUUGAAUGGUUGGAUACAGUGGUAGAACAGAGAGUUAUUAAGACAAGCAAACAAAAUGGAAGAUCAUUAAAGAAGAGGGCCCAGGACUUUUUGCUGAAGUGGAGCUUUUUUGGUGCUCGAGUUAUGCAUAACCUCACCUUGAACAAUGCAUCAAGUUUUGGUUCUUUCCAUUUGAUCCGAAUGCUUCUUGAUGAAUACAUUCUCCUGGCCAUGGAGACUCAGUUUAAUAACGACAAAGAACAGGAGUUACAGAAUUUAUUGGACAAGUAUAUGAAGAAUUCAGAUGCAAGUAAAGCUGCCUUCACUGCCUCGCCAAGCUCAUGCUUUCUGGCCAAUCGUAAUAAAGGAAGCUCGGUUUCCAGUGACACUGUGAAGAACGAAAGCCAUGUGAACACGGUCUGCCUUCCUCUGUCAUCCAGUCACCCUGGAGCCCUACCCGCUGCUCUUCACCCCUUCCCUGCUGGGAACACAGAUAAUCUGCCACUCACAGGUCAAAUGGAGCUUUCACAGGGUACUGGGCAUUUGAUGACACCACCUAUUUCUCCAGCCAUGGCAAGUCGAGGAAGUGUUAUUAACCAAGGGCCAAUGGCAGGGAGACCCCCAAGUGUGGGCCCAGUACUCUCAGUUCCAUCACACUGCUCAACAUACCCGGAAACCAUUUAUCCUACUCUCUCUCAAAACAACCAUGACUUUUAUGGGACCAACUCUAACUAUCAGACUGUGUUUAGGGCACAGCCCCACCCGACACCAGGACUCUAUUCUCAUCGUGCUGAGCAUGGCCGAUGCAUGGCCUGGACUGAACAGCAGCUUUCUAGAGAAUUCUUCAGUGGCAGCUGUGCUGGGUCUCCAUAUAAUUCUCGGCCACCUUCCAGCUAUGGACCAUCCUCACAUGCCCAAGAUUCACAUAGUAUGCAGUUUUUAAAUACAGGAAGCUUCAAUUUCCUGAACAACACAGGGGCUGCCAGCUGCCAAGGGGCAACACUGCCUUCUAAUUCACCUAAUGGAUACUACGGAAGCAAUAUAAACUACCCGGAGUCUCAUAGGCUUGGAUCAAUGGUGAAUCAACACGUUUCUGUCAUCAGCAGCAUCCGCUCACUUCCUCCCUACAGUGACAUACAUGAUCCACUUAACAUUUUAGAUGACAGCAGUAGAAAGCAGACCAGUUCAUUCUAUGCAGACACAUCAUCUCCAGUUGCAUGUCGGACUCCAGUAGUAGCUUCCAGCUUGCAAACCCCAAUUCCUUCUUCUUCAUCCCAGUGUAUGUAUGGAACUUCCAAUCAGUAUCCAGCACAAGAAACUUUGGACUCCCAUGGAGCAAGCAGUAGAGAAAUGGUGUCCUCUUUGCCACCCAUCAACACUGUGUUUAUGGGAACAGCAGCUGGAGGCACUUAA
This is a messenger RNA of Sciurus carolinensis (gray squirrel), 2787 nucleotides long. It is a transcript of the gene Rfx6, whose product is annotated as regulatory factor X6. Gene Ontology annotation, molecular function: DNA-binding transcription factor activity, RNA polymerase II-specific; RNA polymerase II cis-regulatory region sequence-specific DNA binding. Gene Ontology annotation, biological process: regulation of transcription by RNA polymerase II. The record is from RefSeq and is a predicted model, not a curated record. The transcript has 19 exons. The coding region runs from base 1 to 2787 and encodes 928 amino acids. Lineage: Eukaryota; Metazoa; Chordata; Mammalia; Rodentia; Sciuridae.